AUGGGACACCGAGAACUCACACCGGUCCAUGUGCCGCUUCGAACAUCGAGUCGCAAACCGGCACAACACGACCCAAUGAAUACCCAGGAACAGUCCCGAACCGACCGGCGAACCUCGAAAGCCCAAAGAUUUUUCGGAACCGAUAUCUCACUCCCCACGGAACAUGGCGGGUGGCAGGAGCCUCCAAAUGUACGCCGACCGAGCUUUGUUAAGCCAAAUAAUGCUCCGAAACAGAGCACCGGCUUCGUUCCGUUUCCGCGCUCUUCAGACAAUAAUCUGAUUCCCGAUCAAAACCUUCGCGUACGGGCCUCAUCGCCUCUGCUAGGCCAUGACUACCGAUCGCAGGAGGCUGCGCCGCCGCUUCCCAAGCCGUCGAAAAAAGUUCACCAUUCCGGUUCCUCAUCCACCCUUUUCUCCUACUUCAGCUCGAAAGAAUCGACCAAAUCGAUCAAAUCGACCAAAUCAUCCAAGAACCAAGGACUCCAGCCUAGAGUACGGCACGAACUCGGCAGUGAGCCACAAGUGACAUACACGCAGGCUCAAGAUCCACCGAAGGAAUCCAAGCGGAAGAUGCGUCCUCCGAAAAUUGAUCUUUCCGUCUUGUUCCCGAAGCCGCGGAAUCCCCCACCACAAACACUUCUGUCCCCCCACCGAAUGGUCAACUCCCCCUCUCCCGUCUCUACAGUGGUCCCGGAUACCUCUUUCAACAAGAUCGAAAGGAUGACCGGUGGUACGAGCAACUCUACUACGAGGAGAUAUGUCGACCCACCUCCUCCUCGCCGAUCUUCGAUCACCAAAAACGACCCACCCAAGCAUGGUGUGGAUAAUUCGGAUUUGCCUUCAAUCGCAGAGAGCAAAAAUAACGAGUGGUUAGAGCAAUCACUUGAGAGGACGGUAGGAACGAGUGAGAUCGAUUUAGCCCUGGAUAGAUAUGCGGGGCGACGAUCACUUUUGAGUCGCUCGAGCAUGUAUACCACCAGCCGAGAGCAGUUGCAUCCAGAACAGCAACGCCCCCAGGAACCUCGGGAGAGCUCGAGACGUGCUCACAGCCCCUCUCGACCGAAGGAGACGUACUUGAGUCCUGCCUCAUGUCCAGACCCAAGGCGUGGUCGAGGCUUGAGCACUUCCCAGGAAUCUUGGAAGACCAAUGAGUCAAAAUCAAAGAGCGAGAAGAGCUCGUUGACCAAAAAGAGCAGCAAAAGUACCUUGAAAAACAAAGAUCUGCGAAACACCAGUAUGCUUUGCCUCUCCUCUUCCUCAGAGGACGAGGAUGACGAGGACCAAACUCCAACCACCGAGUCCAAGCGCAAUAUGAACAAGCCUAGAAGAGACAGUGUGGCUACUUACGACGAAUACGAGCCCCAGGUCUACACGGCUUCCACUGCCCAGGCAACCACUGCCACGGCGGUAAGACGCUUUGACCGGACACUCUCGACUAGCACCCGUGGCUCCCGCCAAACCGAAAAGAGCCUGCCAGUGCCAGUAGCUCGCCCACGAAAGGUUUCUCAAACCUCGAAUGGCAAGGCUUCUCAGACAACUGGACGAACCACCCAAACUCACCGUUCGAGCGGAGUUCCCACUAUCCCGGAUGAGAUUCUGGCGCAAUUCCCACAGCAGCCUCUCCGCUCCCCCGCAGAGUUGAAAGAGUUGAACCGGAGGAGUCGUGUAAUCGCUGUGACCCGCCAAGAGCAAGAUCUUCUCGAGGCGAUGCGUAUUCGAAAGGGCAAGGUCACACCCAGUCUGUUCAAUGCUCACGGAGCGGACCGAAGAUCACUGGCCUCCGGCCCACCCCGCGAUUCCUUCUGCGGAUCUGACACCUCAUUCUUGCGUCUCAGCAAUGUAUUCCCGCCAUUCGACGUCCGGUCCGAAAAGGGUGCUACCCAAUACAAAGAUGGAACGCCCUCCCAAAGUUCGGGUUCGGAUAGUGAACGGAAACCCCGCACUGCAGUUUUCUCUUCUCGUGCCAGUGGGGAGUAUUCUGAGAGCUUACCCUCCCCUUCUACCAGCGGUGCUUCGCCGCUGACCCCCACAUUGCCAAUUCAUCGUUUCUCGCCGCUUCCCUCCCCGAAGCCUCCCCCAAGAGGACCCCCGCCUGCCAUCCCCGAAGACCAGAAGCAGCACACCCGCCGUCGCACAGAUAGUAGCGAGGCUAUCCUGUUAGAUGAUGGCGGUGAGCCAAAACGCAACAACGGUCUUCCUCUCUGGUCUUUCGACUUUGAUUGGAACCAGGAAAGCGCCAAAAUCGCUUCUGUGCACUGA
Messenger RNA from Penicillium samsonianum, 2259 nucleotides. RefSeq lists its product as uncharacterized. The record is from RefSeq and is a predicted model, not a curated record. Lineage: Eukaryota; Fungi; Ascomycota; Eurotiomycetes; Eurotiales; Aspergillaceae. Bases 1 to 2259 code for a protein of 752 amino acids. The transcript has a single exon.